Plectropomus leopardus (leopard coralgrouper) is the source of this 807-nucleotide messenger RNA. Lineage: Eukaryota; Metazoa; Chordata; Actinopteri; Perciformes; Serranidae. The record is from RefSeq and is a predicted model, not a curated record.
GCAUGUGUGUGAGCGUCACAGUCGCUUCACGCGCUCGAUGGACGACGGCGUCAGAGAGCUGCUGAACGUUGGACACACUCACUGGAAACGCUGCACUGGACCGCUGCCUAAAGAGUACGAGCGGAUCGGUCGAGCCUUCAGGAGUCUGUCGGCCGUGUUCAGCAGCAGUGAAUAUCCAGGAGAGGAGACGCUGACUGACGCUCUGACGGUGGCGGGAAAAACCUACGAGGAGAUCGCCGAGAUCGUUGCUCAGCAGCCUCAGAAGGACCUUCACUUCCUGCUGGAGACCAACAGCGAGUACAAAGGCAUGCUGGGAUGUUUCCCCGAAAUCAUCUCUGUGCACAAGGCGGCGGUGGAGAAGGUGAAGGAAGCCGACCGUCUGAUUUCUGCCGGAAAAAUCAACAACAACGACAAGAAGAGCAUGAACCACCGACUGAGCUGCAUGAGCUACUCUCUGCAGGCUGAGAUGAAUCAUUUCCAUAGCAACCGUAUCUACGACUACAACAGAGUGAUGCAGCAUUACCUGGAGCAGCAGGUGGCCUUCUACCAGCAGAUCGCCGACAAGCUGCGCGGCGCUCUGAGCCGGUUCGCCACGCUGUGAGGAUGACAUCAUCGCUGUGGGGAUGACAUCAUCAUUCGCUGUCACACUGUUAACAAAAUAAAAGCCCAUUAUGUUACAGCAGAAACUUUUUCAUAAAUGAGCCAAAAUCUUCAUAUUUAAUCUGAUUCAUUAUUUAAAACACAUUUUCUUCUGUUUUUCAUGUUUUAACUGUUUUUGACUCAUUAAAUUACCUUUUUACCUCUUUA